GAAAACCAAAAAAGCAAACCAUUUCCUCCCCAAACCCCAAAUGCCCGAUCCGAACCCGAUCGCCUAGAUCCGAACGCCUCCGGAGCCCCGCCGCGGCUUAAUCGGAUUUCCGAAGCUCAUUUCCGGCAAUGGAGUCCAUUCUGGCUCGCGCGCUGGAGUACACUCUCAAGUACUGGCUCAAAUCCUUCUCCCGAGACCAGUUCAAGCUGCAGGGACGCACUGUGCAGCUCUCCAAUCUAGAUAUGGACGGCGAUGCUUUGCACUCUAGCAUGGGAUUGCCGCCGGCGCUGCACGUCACCACGGCCAGAGUCGGAAAACUUGUGAUUGUGCUGCCAUCUGUGAGCAAUGUGCAAGUGGAACCGAUAGUGGUGCAGAUUGAUAAGCUCGAUUUGGUGUUGGAGGAGAAUGCCGAGUUGGAUGCGAGUAGCAGUCCGAGCAGUUCGCCGUCGUCCGCUACCUCCGGGAAAGGAAGUGGUUAUGGAUUUGCUGAUAAGAUUGCAGAUGGAAUGACUAUAGAGAUUCGCACAGUUAAUAUUCUACUUGAAACUCGUGGGGGUGGUCGCCAAGGAGGGGCAGCAUGGGCAUCGCCUUUGGCAUCUAUCACUAUACGGAACCUUUUGCUAUAUUCUACUAAUGAAAAUUGGGAGGUAGUAAAUCUUAAGGAAGCACGGGAGUUCUCCACCAACAAAAGGUUCAUUUAUGUUUUCAAAAAACUUGAGUGGCAAUCUUUGUCCAUCGAUCUCCUGCCUCACCCUGAUAUGUUCACGGAUGCUAAUAUAGCGUGUACUCAAAUGGGAGGAAACCAGAGAGAUGAUGAUGGUGCAAAGCGGGCUUUCUUUGGUGGGGAGCGCUUUAUAGAAGGAAUUUCAGGAGAAGCUUAUAUCACAGUGCAAAGGACUGAAUUAAAUAGUCCACUUGGGCUUGAGGUUCAGUUACAUAUCACGGAAGCCAUUUGUCCUGCAAUAAGUGAACCAGGACUACGUGCUCUUCUCCGGUUUAUGACUGGAUUAUAUGUCUGUCUGAGUCGAGGAGAUAUUGAUUCAAACACUCAACAGCGGUCAACUCAAGCAGCAGGCCGUUCUAUCGUUUCAAUUGUUGUGGACCACAUAUUUCUUUGCAUUAAAGAUACUGAAUUCAAGCUUGAACUUCUGAUGCAAUCACUCUUCUUUUCACGGGCAAGUGUUUCUGAUGGAGGGAUUGACAACAACUUGUCGAAGGUUAUGAUUGGUGGACUCUUUUUAAGGGAUACCUUUUCAAGACCUCCUUGCACCUUAGUGCAACCAUCAAUGCAUGCCAUUUCUGAGGAACCUGUGCAUGUUCCUGACUUUGGUAAGGACUUUUGCCCUCCCAUAUAUCCUUUGGGAGCUCAGCAGUGGCAGUUGAUCGAGGGUGUCCCUCUUUUAUGCCUUCAUUCUCUUCUGACCAAGCCCUCCCCUGAGCCUCCAGCUUUUGCUACACAAACAGUCAUUAAUUGCCAACCCCUGAUGAUUCAUCUUCAGGAAGGAUCCUGUCUGAGGAUCUCUUCCUUCCUGGCUGAUGGAAUUCUCGCCAGUCCUGGUGCUGUUUUACCGGAUUUCUCAGUAAAUUCCUUGAUUUUCAUCCUCAAGGAAUUAGAUGUUACUGUGCCUUUGGACGUGGACAAUUUGCGAAGUCGUGGUAACAACAGGAGCAGUAUCAAUCAGAGUUCCUUUUCUGGAGCAAGGCUUCACAUUGAGAACUUGUUCUUCUCAGAGUCACCUUCACUAAAACUAAGGUUACUGAAUUUGGACAAGGAUCCUGCUUGCUUUUGUCUCUGGAAAGGUCAACCAGUUGAUGCUAGCCAGAAGAAAUGGACUACUAGAUCAUCACACAUUAGUUUGUCCCUAGAAACAUGCACUGCAUCAGCUGGACUUCAGAGUUCUCUUGAUGGGACCUCAGGCUUGUGGAGAUGUAUUGAGCUGAAAGAUGCUUGCAUAGAAGUAGCUAUGGUAACUGCUGAUGGGAGCCCAUUAACAAAUGUUCCUCCUCCUGGUGGUAUUGUCAGGAUAGGGGUAGCGUGUGAAAAGUAUCUCUCAAAUACUUCUGUUGAACAGUUGUAUUUUGUUUUGGAUCUUUAUGCGUACUUUGGCAGAGUUAGUGAAAAGAUAGUUCUUGUUGGAAAGAGUACUAGACCAAAGAUCAAGGAUGAUUCCUUCAAAGGGAGGCUAAUUGACAAGGUUCCCAAUGAUACAGCAGUUAGUUUAGUGGUGAAUGAUCUUCAGCUACGAUUUCUGGAAUCAUCGUCCAUGCAAAUUGAAGGAAUGCCUCUAGUUCAGUUUGUUGGGCAUGAUCUCUUUAUAAGAGUCACUCACAGAACUCUUGGUGGUGCAGUUGCUGUUUCCUCCACUAUACGUUGGGAUAGUGUUGAGGUGGACUGCGUAGAUAGUGAGGGAAACUUGGCAAGUCAGAAUGGCACAGAAAAUGGUCAUGGUCUUUUGGCGAGUGGAAAUGGGUAUCCUCAACUAAGACCUGUCUUUUGGAUACAUAACCAAAUAAACCAUUUGUCAAAUGGUAAAGCUAUUGUGGAUCGAUUUCUUGACAUAAGCGUGGAAAAUGUAAUUCCUUUAAAUGAACAAGAUGUAGAAUGUCAUAGUUUGAGUGUGUCAGCUUGUAUUUCUGGCAUUCGCCUAGGUGGUGGAAUGAACUAUGCUGAAUCCUUGCUGCAUCGAUUCGGAAUACUUGACGUUGAUGGUGGUCCUGGGAAGGGGUUAUCUGAAGAGUUGGAGAAUUUACAAGCAGGCCCACUUUCAAAACUUUUCAAACCAUCGCCUCUCAUUGUUGAUUCUAAAGAGGAUGAAAGUUCAGGAGAUGGGAAAGGGGGCAAGGCUUUGCACUUGCCAGAUGAUGUGGACGUGUCCGUAGAAUUGAAAAAUUGGUUAUUUGCUCUUGAAGGUGCACACGAAAUUGCAGUGUUUAGGAGUUCCUACGAUCAGGAGGGUGUGCGCAGAGAAGAGAGGUCUUGGCACACAACAUUCCAUAAUCUGCACCUAAAAGGAAAAAGUAGUCCAAAACAAAUGAUGGAUGGUAUUAGGAAGUCAUACAGGACACCAAAAUUUCCUAUAGAAUUGGUGACGGUUGGUGUGGAAGGCUUGCAGAUCUUAAAGCCACAUGCCCAGAACUACAAUAAUCCUGCUGUCGUACACAUGAAUGGGAUCAAGGAAUCUGCAGGUGUAAAUCUUGAAAUUCGCCUGGUGACGAUGGAGGACAGUGUUGAUCAUGAAAUGGUUGAAUGGGUUGUAGAAAAUGUGAAAUUCUCUGUUGAGCAACCGAUUGAGGCGGUUGUAUCAAAGGAUGAGCUACAACAUCUUGUUGUUCUGUGCAAGUCAGAAGUUGACUCAAUGGGUCGAAUAACGGCUGGAAUUCUGCAGCUAUUUAAGUUGGAGGAGACCAUAGGCCAGGCUGCUAUGAAUCAACUGACCAACCUUGGAAGUGAGGGCUUCAACAAGAUCUUCUCCCCUGAGAAGCUCGGCAGAGGUAGCAGCUUCGGCAGUGUUGGGUUCCCUCAAUCAAAUUUGAUAAAUGAAUGCCCAAUUACAAGUACAACCACAUCAGAAAUGACUGUAGCUUCGCUUGAGGAGGUCGUUAUAGAUUCACAACUUAAGUGUGCUGCUCUUCUUACCGAACUGAGUAGUUCAGAUUCUUCCAUGCAACAUCUUGCAAGUGUAAAACAACUCACUCAAAAACUUCAGAGUAUGCAGAGUUUAUUGACACAACUAAAAUCUCAGAUAUAGUUGGCGGCCAUUCUUUCCCCUGUAAUAUUUAGGGAUUAAAGUGAUCCCAUUCAAUAGCUUAACCAUUCUUUUUUGUAUAUAAACAGACAUAUUGGCAUGGUUGUCAGUAUAUUAUAUGUACCAGACUCUGUAACCAAUUUUGUAUGGAUUUGAGUUCCUAAAGUAAC
Molecule: messenger RNA, 3916 nt
Organism: Fragaria vesca subsp. vesca
Lineage: Eukaryota; Viridiplantae; Streptophyta; Magnoliopsida; Rosales; Rosaceae
Exons: 20
Coding region: 129-3749 (1206 amino acids)
Source: RefSeq, a predicted model, not a curated record